AUGGCAUCCGAGGCGGAGCUCCCGGACGAGCGGCUCCGGGAAGCGAUCCAAGCGCUGCUGAAGGGCCGGGAUCUUGCAGAGACCUCGCUCAAGCAGGUUCGCGUGGACCUGGAGAAGCAGCUCGGCUUGGGUGCCGGAAGUCUGGAUGCCCGGCGCGAGAAGGUGAAGCAGCUAGUGGCCGAUGAGAUCAUACGGAUCAAGUCCGAGGCGGAUGGGAAGGAAGAAGAGGAGGAGGAGGCGGCAGAGGAUCCCCCUGAGGAGGCCAAGGCGAAGAAGUCCAGCGGCUCCAAGCGGGCCAGGGAGGACAAGAAGCGACGAUCAAAGGAUGCCGAAGAAGGCAAAGACGGCAACAGCGGUAAAGGUAAGGGAAAGAUCAAAGAGCGCCAGAGUGCUUCGAUGUCUCGACAGGAUUUCAUGAAGAAGGCAAAGCCCAUCCUCGUAACUGUCGGGGACAAGAAGUUCAAGGCGGCGCCCAAGCUCUUCUCCACAGGCAGCUGCGGAUUCAUGGCCAGCACCAAGGUCCCCGUGGAGGUCAACGGCAUUCCUCUCGUGCUGCAGUGCAGCCUGAACCUCCCAGUGAUCGGUUCCAAAGAGUGGGAGGAAUAG
Molecule: messenger RNA, 606 nt
Organism: Symbiodinium natans
Lineage: Eukaryota; Dinophyceae; Suessiales; Symbiodiniaceae
Source: the annotation of a GenBank genome assembly